AUGUCCAGACGACAACGAUUAAUAGGACUAGCCAAGAGCACCAGGGACAACUACAUUCCCAAGAUCACCGGAUCUGUUACCUCACUCGCGUCCGGUGCAUCCAAAGCAUUUACCAACCCGAGGGAAGUCUAUGAUGAAGAAGGCAAGGUGGUUCUCCCCAAGGACACACGGAUAAAGUUGUACCCUACAUACACGAGGAAGCUAGAGAACAAGUAUUAUAUCGAUGUUGCUGGAUGGGUAUCAGCUCCUGGGGCCAUGAAUCGGAAAAAUAGAGUUAUGAUGUCUGUUAUCAAACAGUUGAUGAAACGGAACAGCCAGGACACAGAACAACAAUUACAAAACCAAAAUGCUUUCCUCCCGGUACAUCAAGUCCAUCAUAAAGAAAUUGAGUCUGAUAAUGAAUCGGUUCACUCGGCAGCAUCGGAUCAGAGUACCAGCUCCAUCCCAGGCUCACCCAACUCUGACGCUAUCAUCAACGAGCGACUCGCUGACUUUUUCGCAAAGUCAAUACCAAAUACAGAAAUAAAGAUCACCAUUGGCUCCGAAAGUCAACAUGAAAAGGUGAUAAAUGAAGAAUUGAUUACGGAUGGGUAUGGAUACUUUCACACCACAAUAGAGGUAGACUACAAGCCAUCUGUCAUCUUUGCGUCAUCAAUGGUCACCGAAACUAUCUUUGCCGCACAAAACGUUAUGAUAGUCCCAACAAAGGGGCUUGGUGUCAUUAGUGAUAUUGAUGACACGGUUAAACUAACUGGAGUCGUAGGUGACAAACGAGUGUUGCUUCGAAAUUUGUUGUUGCAAGAUUUUGAAGCAUGGAAAAUCCCGUCGAUCGUCAAAUGGUAUAUCGAUCUCAGUAAGCGGCAGGAUAUCAGUUUCUUUUACGUUUCUAAUUCCCCAUGGCAAUUAUUCCCAUCGAUAUCGGAGUAUUUUAAUCUCGUCGGUUUGCCCAAGGGAUCAAUUCAUUUGAAGAGGUAUUUGGGCAGCAUUAUCUCCUCGCUAUUGGAACCGUCACUGUCAAGGAAAAGAACCAUGUUGCAUAAGAUUCUACGAGACUUUCCUGAAAAGAAGUUUGUUUGUAUUGGAGAUUCGGGCGAGUACGACUUGGAAGCGUAUGUGGACCUAGCGAAAAGCUAUCCCAAUAGGAUACUAUCAAUCUAUAUUCGUUAUGUGGAGAAUUCAUUAUCAUUAGAGGACGACCGUCGUAUUUUGAAGGAAUUGUUGCGGCUAUUAGCAAAAAAGAGAACCGCCGAGGUGACAUCUAAUGAUAAGGAACAAGAAGAUGCAUCAAAUGCGCAAGAUAUUGACUUGAUUGAUUUGUCAGAUUCGCCCGUGUGUUCGCCUACAGAUUCUACAUCACCCAAGAAAAAACCGCCAAUGAAACCGAAAAAGCCUAAAAACCUUCAAAGUAACUCUAUUGACAAUACACCUGACCUAAUGCUGCCACUUUCAUCAGCAAUAUCAUCGCAGUCUCCACUGGUAUCGGUCCCACCAUCAUCCAACGUCUCCUCCGAUGGCAAUCUGAUGAUUGAUGAAUACAGACCACCGCUUCCACCUAGACGUUCAAGGACGACACCGAAGAAUGGCGACGAUUAUGAACCAGGUAGCAUUUACGAAUCCUUAGGUUUUAUAGAGUUGGAAGAUCGGGAUAAAAAAGGAGCUGAAUGGAUACGUAGAGUGACUACAGCCAUUGCUGAUUUGAAAAACACAAAUACACAAAUCCACAUAUUUAUGGAUAGUGAUGAUCAAUUUUUCGAAAGCAGUUGCAACAAAUUGGAUGAAGAUGUACGGGUGAAAUAG
Messenger RNA from Lodderomyces margitis, 1797 nucleotides. RefSeq names its product phosphatidate phosphatase. Gene Ontology annotation, molecular function: phosphatidate phosphatase activity. The record is from RefSeq and is a predicted model, not a curated record. Gene Ontology annotation, cellular component: actin cortical patch. NCBI's taxonomy places the organism in Eukaryota, Fungi, Ascomycota, Pichiomycetes, Serinales, Debaryomycetaceae. The transcript has a single exon. The coding region runs from base 1 to 1797 and encodes 598 amino acids.